Molecule: messenger RNA, 4097 nt
Organism: Chlamydomonas reinhardtii
Lineage: Eukaryota; Viridiplantae; Chlorophyta; Chlorophyceae; Chlamydomonadales; Chlamydomonadaceae
Exons: 3
Coding region: 303-2363 (686 amino acids)
Source: RefSeq, a predicted model, not a curated record
CCUCUUAUAUACUUACGUAGCUUCGCAUUUUUGGCACCAAUACUGUUACAAUGUAACUCACAGAGCAUUGACAAAGGUGAAAGUCAAACCCUAGUCACGAACGUCAGCGCCUUCCAUACAAAAUAAAUACGAUAGCAAAUGCAAUGUUAUCUUUGCCAGGCCUUCUGCGAGUGUUGCCUCUCGAUGCCCAGCACAAGGUGCUGGGCGACAGCUUCUCAAACCUCGCAGCAUGUCGCCAAGCCUGCAAAGACAUGCACGAGCUGUGUAAGCACACUGUCUCGCACGUUGACCUAUGCGUGAGCAUGGAAGCGCUUGCCCAGCUGAGGCAAGGGCCAGCUGCCAAGUCGCCCAGCGUCCUGUUCCCCUCAGCGACGCGACUCUCGCUGCGCCUCCCCGGCACCUCGUCAGCCAGCAGCCAGGCCGCGACUCUCCUGCUGCGCAUCAUACCCCCCAAGGUCCGGCGGCGCAUCACGCACGUCAGCAUCUUGCCGGCGUCAGAGGACAGCGCCCUCGACUACUUGCAGCUAAUGGUCACAGUGGGCGAGCACCUGCCGUGCCUGCAGAGCCUGUAUUUUGUCGAUAGUCGCGACCUGCUCCCCAGCAACAAGAACAGCAAUAACAACAGUGGUCGUGUGAAGCACUCAGCCUGCCGCCUCCUGAGCAUCUUCGGCGCCGUCUCCACCUAUAUGCCCGGCCUGCAGCGCCUGACGCUGCCGCAGCUCAGCUGCCCAGUGGCCCUGCCGUGGCUCGGCGCGCUGGCCACGCCCGGCUCCCCCCUCUCCCAGCACCUGCGUCAGCUCACGCUCACCACCUGCUCCUAUACGGCGCCUGCGCACCUCACGGAGGCGGGGCUGGCAGCGCUUUGCGGCCUUACAGCCCUGGAGCAACUCACCCUGGGCUGCCUGGAGCUAGGCGGCCACCUGGAGGGGGCGCCGGACCGGGGGGAGUACUAUCAGCAGUACCAGCAGGGGUACCCGCAGGCGUGGGGCGGCGGCGGCAGCAACGAGGCGGACGACUUGUGGCCACUGCAGCUGCUGCUGGGCGCCCGCCGCCCGCCGCGCCUGCGCCGCCUGGCGCUGGAGGGCGGGUACUUCUCGCUUGCACCUUCGGCGGAGCUGCUGGAGGUCAGCUACGAGCCCGGCCUGCGGUUGCCGCGGCCGUCGGGGUUGUCGGGGCCAGAGGCAGGGGCAGUGGCAGGAGCGGGUGCAGGAGGGGGGGUGGCGACAGCUGCGGGGAGCCCCGGUGGCGGCUGGGGCAUCAGCCACGUGCGGGUGCAGCCGCCGCCUUGCCACCCGCUGCUGUGCCUUGAUGCAAUGGCGGCGGUGCUGCUGGAGGCGACGGAGGCGCUGGGGCAGCGGCGGGUGCCGGAGCUGGCCAUACCGCAGCUGGUGGUUGCGGUGGAGGAGCAGCAGCAGGUGGAGGAUGAGGAGGAGCAGGCCAGGGUGUUGGGGCCGCAGGGCGCUCUGCCGCAGCUGGUGGCACGGUGUGGGCGGGUGCUGAUGGACCGCCUCGUGGUGGAGCAGGAACCGCAGGGUCGCCAGCAGCAGGGACAGCACCAGGACCAGCACCAGGGCCAACCCAGCCGCCAGCAUGACGCGGUAGUGGCGGCGGUGGUGCGGGUGCUGGGUCUGCCACGGCUGCUGAAGCUGCGGCAUGGCGAGUGGGCCUGCUGCGUACCGGAGGAGCUGAUGCCGCCCGCAGCAGGUGAGGGUGCGGCGCCGCCAGCAACAGGGCAGUGUCAGGAGCCACAUGCGGGUCGGCCGCGCAAGCGCUUGCGGGCGGCGCUGCAAGACUGGGAACAGCCGCAGCAGGAGCGGUUGCGGCAGCAAGGGCUGGAGGGGGAGGUGGGACAAGCUCGUAACAAGGGGGAGUUGUGUCUGGACACCGCCUGUCCGGAGGAGGUGUUGGCGGCGGCGCUGGACCGGCUGGGCUGUCCCGAGUCGCCGAGUUGUUGCAGCCCUUCCGGGAUGCUGUUCCGCACCGGCUGCACUGGCGGCGGCAGCGGCGGUGGAACGCAGGCGGUCGUGCUGCAUGUGCCGUGGAGGUGGAGGGGAAGCGGCAUUGCCGGCUGCGUGCUGAAGGAGGCUGUGCUGCAGGUCCUGACCGACUUGUGGACCCAGGCCAGCGGGCAGGAUGGCCGACGCGGUAAGCACGGUGGCGCUGGCACCAGCGGCAGCGGCGACGACGGGGAGGCGAUGUCAGCUACAGAGCGCAACAGUGGGAGCAGCGGCGGCGGCGCUGGCGUUGGUAGUGUUUGCGGAACUGGAGCUGACGUCCAGGCUGGCCUGCUGGCGGUGCGGCUUCAACGGCUGCUGGCUUUGGACUCGGGCGUGCGGCGACUGUGGUCAGAAGGCUCGAGCUGAGGACUGCGAUUGAUGUAUCAUACAAAGGAGGACGGGUACUUAUGAAGAAACCGAUAAAGUGAUUACCAGUUUUGAGAUGACUAGUGACUCUUUGAAAGCAGCAUUUAUGAGAGUUGGUUAUGGGACGUGGGGCUCGCGUUGCCGCUUCUUGAUGAGGCUUGGGAUAAGAACGGGGGACUUGCUAUCCUUCUGGCAUAUUGGUGGCUGGCGACGGGGCAACGGCGGCUGUGGACGGCGGUGCAGCUGCAGAUGACUGCGCCGAGGGAGGCCGCCGCGCACUGCCCUGACUGACUUCCUCAGCACAUCCAGCACCUGGUCGCCCAGCCCCCCCUGGCCCCACCCAAACUGCGGGAGGCGGUGCUGCUGCCGUCUGCGGCUGUAGCAGCCGCACGGCGCGGGCGCGUGGCGGCGCUGGGCUGGCUGCUGCGGGAGCUCGGGGCCGGGCAGGUGGCGGCGGCGGCGGCCGCGCGGCAGGCUGGUGGUGGUGCGGGUGCCUGUGCACCAGCGGCUGGUGCAAGCGGCAGAGGCGGACUGCAUGGUGGCUCUGAGGGAGAGGGCGAAGUUGAGGAGGCCGACAGUGAUGGUCGAUGGCUGCGCUGGCUGACACGGUGUGCGGCCGCGGCGGGGCAUGUGGGUGCGCUGCGGCUGCUGGCGGAGGGCCACGGGGUGCGCAUCGACCUGGAGGAGCUGACGGAGGCGGUGUGGGAGGCAUGGAAGGGCCGGGUGGCCGGCGCCAGGUGAGGUACUUACUCAUGAGCCCGCAGCCCGACGGCUCGCUUGGCGCACUGCUGGAGGAGGACUGGGAGGACAUGGAGAGCGUUGAGAAGGAUGAUGACGAUGACGGCAUUGACAGCGGGGCGGGAGAUGGCGACACGACAGCCACGGCCACUGCUACAGCUGCUACUGGACUGACAUGCUGCGCAAGUGUGGUAGGCGUGCGCCAGCAUGCCGCUGCUGCAGCACCUGCACAGCGCGCGCCGGGCCACCGUGGGAGUGGACGUGGUGGCCGAGGGCGGCAGCAUCCAGGGUGGCGGCGGUGCUGGCAGAGCUGUGUGCUAGUGGUAAGCGUUGUGUGGGUGCAGCGGGUGCGGGCGCAGAUGCGGGUGCGGGUGGCGCAAGCGGUGCGUGUCCGGGUCUGUAUGUAGCCAGCGGCUCGGGCGACGAGUUCGCCGGCUCGUUUCCUGAUUGCACUCCCAAGGUUGUUCGGGUUCCUGCAAGGACGGUGGCGGCCGGGCGGGCUGUGGUGUGGCGGCGCGUCACGGCUGGCUGGCGGGCGCUGGUGAAGGAGGAGGGGAGGAGGGGAGCUGGGAGGAGCUGGACAGGGCUGCGGCGGUGCUGGCAGAGCUGCGUGCUAGUGGUAAGAGUGGUGUGGGUGCAGCGGGUGUGGAUGGGUGCGGGUGCGUGUGGCGUGAGCCGUGCGAGUGCGGGUCUGGGUGAAGCCAGCCGUUCGCGAGACGAGUUCACCGAGCAUUGCACUCCCAAGGUUGUUCGGGUUCCUGCAAGGACGGCGGCCGGGCGGGCUGAGGUGGCGACGGCGCGUCACGGCUGGCUGGCUGGGCGAGUGGCUCCCAGCCAUCUGUGCUGGCUGCAGGUGCGGAGGCUGGCAGCGGCGGCGGCGGUGCAGGCUGCGGAGCGGGAGCGGAUGAUGCAGGUGUGGGUAGUCUAGGUGCUGGUGGUCUAGGUGCACGGGGAACUAAGGGGACGAGACUGGCUCUGAACUUCAUUCCAAUGAGA